Drosophila bipectinata is the source of this 987-nucleotide messenger RNA. RefSeq names its product jetboil (gene jtb). The record is from RefSeq and is a predicted model, not a curated record. NCBI's taxonomy places the organism in Eukaryota, Metazoa, Arthropoda, Insecta, Diptera, Drosophilidae.
UCUGAUUAGUACUUUGAGAGCUUCUGAACAACCAGCAGCAUAUCGGAUUGAUUAAAAUUUUAAUAAUAAUAUUUGUUAAAAAAUGACACUUCAGUGGAAAAUAUUGCCAUUUCUUUUCUAUGGCUUUGCGGUUGUGGUGGGCCAUUUUCGAUACCACCGGAGUGUAAGAUAUUCCCCGGAACUGGUCAACGAUUUGAGGGAGUUUGGCAAACUCAUUCCCAGUGUCACCAUCGAUGAGCUUGUCGCCGAGCACAUGAUUACGGAUUCCGGCUUUCGCAAGGCCAUUAAAUUUUUGCGCAGCUCAGAUUUCAAGAGGUUCCGUCAACACACAGAGUCUCUGCCCGAGGUAGUAGAUCUGAUUAAUUUUGUGCAUCUCAAUGACACGGCAUCCGGACCUAGACAGUACCACAGGCGUCAUUCAGACCGACACCGCCGCUGGGCGGAGGAGGUAUUUGUGGUGCUUCUGGACGCAAACACCUUGGACUGGGAGAACUUGAGCUCUUUCACCAGCUUUGUGCAAGACGUACUCGGUCAUUUGCCCCGAGAUCGAUUUGUGGCAUUAAUAAAGGAGAAGCGUCAAAAUAGUGCCAUUUUUGCAAAGUUUUAUGAGGCCUUGAAAAGUGCAGAAUUCAAAACAAAGGUCGAGGCGGCCUGGAACACAGUGAACGUGCAGGGCGUCAUACGAGAGCUGUCUGGACAUGGAAUUAAUUCCCAGGACCUGAAGACCGUUGGCUUCGAAGUCCUCUCCUGGGGCCCAGCCUAGUGUGAGCCCUUUUUGUCAUUGUAAUCCAAAAACUCAGGUGUUUUGCGAGGUACUGCCGGAGUGGCUUUUUGGCCGUAGUUGUAGGCAAUAGCCUCUCCAAAUAUGUGGCUAAUGAAAAUUCCAGUUACGAUCCAUUCAUGCCAAAAUUCCAACCGAUAAAAGAUAGCCGGAAAAUGCAAUAAAACAAAAAAAUGAAGAGCACAAUAAAACGACUAAGCAAAUAA